Molecule: messenger RNA, 411 nt
Organism: Physella acuta
Lineage: Eukaryota; Metazoa; Mollusca; Gastropoda; Physidae
Source: RefSeq, a predicted model, not a curated record
AUGGCACCCAGCCAACCAUCACGACAAAGGUGGCACCCAGCUAACCAUCACGACAAAGAUGGCACCCAGCCAACCAUCACGACAAAGAUGGCACCCAGCCAACCAUCACGACAAAGAUGGCACCCAGCCAACCAUCACGACAAAGAUGGCACCCAGCCUAUAAAGGUGUCUACAGCUAACCAUCACGACAAAGGUGGCACCCAGCCAACCAUCACGACAAAGAUGGCACCCAGCCAACCAUCACGACAAAGAUGGCACCCAGCCAACCAUCACGACAAAGAUGGCACCCAGCCAACCAUCACGACAAAGAUGGCACCCAGCCAACCAUCACGACAAAGAUGGUACCCAGCCAACCAUCACGACAAAGAUGGCACCCAGCCAACCAUCACGACAAAGGUGGCACCCAGCUAA